CUUUCUCUUUGCAUACAGAAAAGAAAAAAAAAAAAAAUUAUAUGAUAACCCAACAUAAUACAGACUUUCUGUCACGAAAAGAACAAGUCAUUGCUUCACUUGUUGAACAUUUGGAUCCAGAAAGAAGAGACAAAUCACCCAAGGGAUUCAUUGAUGCUCCCAUUCUAGAUCUGAUGCAUGUCAUCAACAAACACCCUGAUUACUAUACUACCAGUAGCUGUUCCGGACGAGUAGCCAUUUACUGUCCAGCUCUAGAAAACGAUAAAGUAGCCACGAAGGGUGGUAUCUGGUUAUACGUCAGUCAUGACCCAAUUCCUGUUCCGGAAAAAGAAAAAGACAGCUGGAUCCUUCAGUUACUCUUUGGCAAUCGAAACAUUGUAUUUGAUUAUGAACGGCCGGCUGAUUUAGUCCAUAAGCAACUGAUCUAUUUCAAGUUUGAACCGUUGAUUUUACAUAUUGAAGCUUCUAGCUAUGAAUCAGCUAUGCACUUGUUGAAUAUUGCAAAUCAAGCAGGAUACCAAAACUCAGGCAUCACUGUAUCACGUCGACAUAUGCUGGCCAUACGCAGCACACUCAAGAUAGACACACCCAUUGCAUAUAUAGAGAAUGAUACAGUGUAUUGUUUAGUGGAUAUAGCUUAUUUAAUGCUCCUUGUCAGCAUGUCAAACGAGAAGUUUCAACAAAAUAUAGAAAGAAUGAGUAUCUUUGAGGAAAAGUUGAGACGAGAACUAGAAAAUAAUCAAACACAAGUAAAAGAGGAAACUAAAGAAGAGAGAAGAGAACGAAAGCGCAGAGAAGGGUUGCAGAAGAAGAAUCAAGUCGUCAAGGAAAAAGUGGAGCAACAGGAUCUAGAGGAUAUGAGUGGUAUUUUUUAGAAAGAGAAGCUCUUUCUCUCUUUAUUUAUCACCUUGUCAUAUUAAAAAUGUAAUUGGUAACUUGAUCAUAUUCUUUAAAUAAUAAACAAUACUUGACGUGGUACUGCAUUUCUACUGAUAUACACGUUAGGUGGUGUAUCUUUGUAGUAUACUUUCA
Molecule: messenger RNA, 1032 nt
Organism: Rhizopus microsporus ATCC 52813
Lineage: Eukaryota; Fungi; Mucoromycota; Mucoromycetes; Mucorales; Rhizopodaceae
Exons: 2
Coding region: 42-875 (277 amino acids)
Biological process (GO): tRNA methylation
Cellular component (GO): cytoplasm
Molecular function (GO): tRNA methyltransferase activity
Source: RefSeq, a predicted model, not a curated record